AUGGCACCCACGGCGGCGGAGCAGCACACGAGGAAGGCGGUGGGCCUGGCGGCGCGCGACGCCUCCGGCCACCUCUCCCCGCUCGCCAUCACCCGGAGGAUUCUGUACUGCGGUAUCUGCCACUCUGAUCUGCACGGCAUCAAGAACGAUUGGAAGAACGCUAAAUACCCCAUGGUCCCUGGGCAUGAGAUCGCCGGCGAGGUCAAUGAGGUCGGCAAGAAUGUGACCAAGUUCAAGACCGGCGACCGUGUGGGCGUCGGGUGCAUGGUGAAUUCGUGCCAAUCCUGCGAGAGCUGCAACAAGGGCUUCGAGAACCUCUGCCCGGGCAUAAUCCCCACCUACAACUUGGUCGACCUUGAUGGCACCAUCACCUACGGUGGCUACUCCAGCAUGGUAGUGGUGCACGAGCGGUUCGUGGUCAGGUUCCCCGACACCAUUCCGCUCGACAAGGGAGCGCCGCUGCUGUGCGCUGGCAUCACCGUGUACAGCCCCAUGAAGUACCACGGUCUAAACGUUCCCGGGAUGCACCUCGGUGUGUUGGGACUGGGCGGGCUGGGCCAUGUUGCGGUCAAGUUCGACAAGGCCUUCGGGAUGAAGGUAACGGUGAUUAGCUCUUCGCCGGGGAAGAAGCAGGAGGCCCUCGAGAGGCUAGGCGCCGAUGCGUUCAUUGUCAGCAAGAACGACAAGGAGAUGAAGGCCGCGAUGAGUACCAUGGAUGGCAUCAUAAACACGGUGUCUGCAAACAUCCCCAUGGCCCCUUUCUUGGGGCUACUGAAACCCAACGGCAAGAUGAUCAUGGUUGGUCUCCCAGAGAAGCCUAUGGAGAUCUCUCCCUUUGCUCUGGUUGCCACGAACAAGACCCUGGCCGGGAGCCUCAUUGGCGGCAUGAGGGACACCCAGGAGAUGCUUGACCUCGCGGCCAAGCACGGCGUGACGGCAGACAUCGAAGUGAUCGGUGCCGAGUACGUGAACACGGCCAUGGAGCGCCUUGCCAAGGCCGAUGUCAGGUAUCGAUUCGUCGUCGACAUUGGCAACACCCUCGACAAGGCCGCCGCCGCCGCCGCGGAGUGA
Triticum turgidum subsp. durum (durum wheat) is the source of this 1071-nucleotide messenger RNA. The record is from the annotation of a GenBank genome assembly. NCBI's taxonomy places the organism in Eukaryota, Viridiplantae, Streptophyta, Magnoliopsida, Poales, Poaceae.